CCCAAUUUUGGGGUAUUUCAAUAGUAGAACUCCACAUCAGCUAGAAUAACAGAAAAACAAGCAGAGAACGAGAAGAAAAGCCAGCGACAAUUUUGCCAAGUUAACCAAUCGAAAUGUCAGCGGCUGGAGUUGAUGACGAGCCAAGCGCUGCUGCCGAGGCACAGCAGCCACAGCUGCCGCCGUCAACAUCGGAAGCAACACCAACAAUAACAACGUCAGCGACGGCAGCCACAACGAUAGCGACGACGUCGACGGUGGCGACGGCGACGGCAACGGCAACGGCUACACCAGCAGUGGCCGAAAUCGCCGCAUCCAGCAUACGCUCCGGUUUGGCUGAACUGGAGCUGCGCUCCAGCCAGGUGCUGCAGCGCUUGGAGAAUGUUAAGGCCGUGCCCGGCUCGCCGAGCAAAGUGUUAACAGAGGCUGCUGACAAUCAUAGCUCUGGCGACAAUCAGUCGUUGCAGGAACAGCAGGAGCAGCGUGGCCCAGAAGCUGCCGCUGAUGUUGCGCUGUCCACGCAGCUGCGUCAGGAGCAUCGCGUGCCUUCGGACAUACUUAAAUCGCUGGAACAGCUGGUCGCCUACUCGGACAGCGAUGAUGAUCCGGAGUUUCCGUUGCCCGCGCUCGAUGAUGUCUCCCAUUUGGCGCUCAUCUCGCACAGCAUUGUCGCCUACCUGUCGCAUUUGGAUCGCCAGCAUCUGCUGCGUGUUACAAACAGCAUCUCCGGCGAUGCCACACGCUGGCUGGGCACCCUAUUCCAUUUUGGGAAUGCCGCCAGCAGUUUUCAUGCGGACAACGCCGAUGCCGUCCUGCGGACCGUUCGACUGGCCAUUGUGGCUCGCUGCCCGGGCUACUUAGAGGGCGGUAUACCAGCUCUGGCCCAGCCGUGCUUCUACAUUUCGGAGAAUACGACGCCGGUGCGCUUGCAGUACGCCUGCAGGCAGUUGGGCAUAUCGCUGGACGCCAUUAAAAUCAUACCGGAGCACAGCAAAUACGGCACCAUGGAUCUGACCCAGCUGCAGAAGCAGGUGCAGCUGGAUCUGGCUGCCAGCCGUACGCCGCUGUUGGUGGUCGCCGACAUUGGAGCCUCCCUCUGUGGCUACGUAGACAAUCUACAGAGGCUGCGUGACGUCUGCAAGGCGCACAACAUGUGGCUGCAUGCCAGUGGCCAUGGCUUGGCCGCUCUCGUUUGCGCCCAGAGUCCGGGCAAUGUGCACGAUGUCCUGCACUCCAUGGCGCUCAAUCUGGGCAGCUGGCUGGGCGUGCCCAGUUUACCUAUUGUGCUGCUCCAUCGACCGCUGCAGAAUAGCGCGCUGAGUGCCUUCGAAUCGGACCCAAUCCUCUCGAGACGGCUCAACGCUCUCUCGCUGUGGACCAGCCUGCAGGCGCUCGGCAGAAAGGCCAUCGCCGAGCGGCUGCACGUCGCAUUCCAGACAUGCAGUAUUCUCUUCGAAAUCGCCUCCAAGUGCGAGGGCAUCCGUGUGCUGAGUCACACGCCUGGCGCUCAGACGGGCGCCGCUCUGUCGGACAUUAUUAACAGCGCCUUCGAUGUGAACGCCCUGUUCGAUGCGGCUGCUCCUGUGGUCGUCUAUCAGUUCGAUGGAAGCACAACCAUUCCAAUUACAUCUGGUGCGGAGCCAACUGCCGAAACGGGCCUCAGGCCGCUGGAGAAAGUUAACAAUGCCUCGUACUUUGAUCGCCUGAACUCUUGGCUGGGUCAGAUACUGCAGCGCGACUGUCCCAAUUUUGAUUUUGAGGUGAUUGAGCAUCCAACACAUGGCAGCUGCAUCCGUUACUGUCCGCUGGAGCUGGGUCUGGGCGAGCAGCCGCCCAGCUCGGAGAAUCUGGAGAGCUUUGCGCAAAGCCUGGAGGCGCAUGUUGAUAUACUGCGCGCCACGAUCAAGCACAAGGCACGCUUUAUGCAUUUGGUGGAGCGCAGCGAGGUGCUGAGGCUCGUGCCACUGCCCGAAUGGGCGGGCAUGGGCGGUGUACGUUUUGUGCCCGAGGGCUGGGAAUCGCUGCUGACGGAUCAGGCCAAAACGGAACUGAACAAGCUGAACAUCGAUCUGGUGGAAGCGCUCAAGUCAACGGACAAUGCCUUCUCUCUGGGCGAGGGCACCGACGGACUAAUCUGUGUGCGCUUCGGCAUGGUCACGCACGAGACGGAGGUCGAAGAGCUAUUGGAUCUGGUUGUCACCGUUGGCAAGAGUGUGCAGGAGAACUCGCGCGUCCUCGACACCAUGUCGGAAAUUGUUAAGAAGGGCAUUGAGGCAGCCACAGCGGAUCUGCAGCGGGAGUCCGAGGAGAAACUCUGGCAGGAGGGCAUACUGCGCCAUGUACCAGUUGUGGGGCGCGUCUUCAAUUGGUGGUCACCGCCUGCCAAGGAGUCGGGCAUCAAGGGGCGCAGCCUCAAUUUGACCCAGGGCGUGGUCGAGAGUACCGAGAACAUUUACAAAUACCACAUGCAAAUGUCAGGCGAAACGGCACAUCAGCUGCCGGCGAAUCGCUCGCCGCCGACGCCCAUGAUACAGACACCUGUUGUGUCUACGGCCACACCGCCCGUAUUCCCAACCGUGGAGCCUGUGACUGCUGAGGCGCAGGAAUCAGCAUCGCCGAUUGCUGCAGCAGCAGCAGCAGCAACAGCAGCAACAGCAGCAGCAGCAGCUGGUGCUGCCACAUCUCCGCCAAUAUCGGCGACGGCCUCAGCGGCAGCUGCAGCAGCGGCGAUCGGCAACCAUGUGGAAAACCAUGCACGCACUGUUAGCCAAAGCAGUGCCGGAUCCUCAUCGGUGCCCGAGCUGGUGGCUGUCAAUAGUGCAAUAAACAAUAAAUAACUAAAUGACUUUGGUCCAGGCACAGAGCGAAUGCUUAUGAAGAACAACGGCACACUCUAGCAGAGCGACACACAUUUGACACACACAUCCUUUUCCAAACAGCAGACACAAUAAAGCAUAAGCAUUAAACAUAACUUACUAAAAGAACCUUAAAACUCCAAAAGCAAUUCUGUAAUUCCAAAGAACUCUUCUUAGACGAGAGCUGGGACAGCAUUUGAUGUUCCACAUGCUAUAAAGCACUUUUGCUUCUAUGUAUUUUUUACUUAUAUUCAUCUAUUGUAUUAUCAUUUAUUCUUAUAUAUACAUAUAUGUAUUUUUAACCAA
This is a messenger RNA of Drosophila montana, 3158 nucleotides long. RefSeq names its product pyridoxal-dependent decarboxylase domain-containing protein 1. The coding region runs from base 114 to 2834 and encodes 906 amino acids. The record is from RefSeq and is a predicted model, not a curated record. Gene Ontology annotation, molecular function: pyridoxal phosphate binding; carbon-carbon lyase activity. The transcript has 6 exons. Gene Ontology annotation, cellular component: intracellular membrane-bounded organelle. NCBI's taxonomy places the organism in Eukaryota, Metazoa, Arthropoda, Insecta, Diptera, Drosophilidae. Gene Ontology annotation, biological process: carboxylic acid metabolic process.